Musca vetustissima is the source of this 1026-nucleotide messenger RNA. RefSeq names its product phospholipase A1-like. Bases 1 to 1026 code for a protein of 341 amino acids. Lineage: Eukaryota; Metazoa; Arthropoda; Insecta; Diptera; Muscidae. Gene Ontology annotation, biological process: lipid metabolic process. Gene Ontology annotation, molecular function: lipase activity. The record is from RefSeq and is a predicted model, not a curated record. The transcript is spliced from 2 exons.
AUGAAAUACUUCGUACUACUCGCAUUUUGUGUAGCGGCCGCUUGUGCCUCAGUCAUCCCAGAGGAGGAACGUGUCAACGGUGAAAACGGUUGGUAUGUACCCCAAACCGAUGGAUCCUUCGAAUGGGUCGAUAUUGAUGAAGCCGAAGCCUAUUUGGAUCAAGCCCAAAAGUUAGAAGGCCGCUUGUUAAGCAAUCGUGUUUACUUCUACUUGUAUACCAAGUCGAAUCCUAAUACUGCCCAUGAAAUUGAACCCACCACCAAGUCUAUUGAUGCCUCCCCCUUCAAUCCAAAACACCCCACCAGAAUCACCAUCCAUGGUUGGAAUUCCAAUAGCAAUGACUAUGUAAACUCUGGUAUUCGCAAGGCCUAUUUGAGCAAGGGUGAAUACAACAUGAUCGCCAUUGACUGGACUCGUGCUCGUUCCAUCGAUUACGCUACUUCGGUUAUGGGUGUUCCUGGAGCUGGUGAGAAAAUUGCCGCUAUGGUCGAUUUUUUGGUUAGCAAUUAUGGCAUGAAAUUGGAAGAUUUGGAAAUCAUCGGUCACAGCUUGGGUGCUCAUGUUGCCGGUUUCACUGGCAAGAACAUUUCUACUGGUAAAGCUCAUGCCAUUAUCGGUUUGGACCCUGCCCUACCCUUGUUCAGCUACGACAAACCCGAUAAGCGUUUGUCCAGCACUGAUGCCUACUAUGUUGAAUCGAUUCAAACCAACGGUGGUACUUUGGGUUUCUUGAAACCCAUUGGUAAGGGUGCUUUCUAUCCCAAUGGUGGUAAGACCCAGCCAGGUUGUGGAGUUGAUCUUACUGGUGGCUGUUCCCAUGGUCGCUCUGUCAUCUACUACGUUGAAGCUCUUGAAAAGGACGAUUUUGCCACAAUCAAAUGUGAAAAUUACGAAGAUGCCGUUGCCAAAAGCUGUGGCUCCACCUAUAGCUCCGUUCGUAUGGGUGCCACGAAAAAUGCUUACAUGGUUGCUGGUGAUUUCUAUGUACCUGUGCACAGUGAAUAUCCAUUUGGUGUUUUGGGUUAA